AUUCAACGUGCUUUUCCCACCCAAUUACGAAAUCGUCCUAAAUGCGAAUCCAACGCCUCUCCACAACCCUCCGCACACUAACCUCAUCAAUCAACCACCAUCCCACACCCCUCACCAAACCUGCAUCUCGACCACAGCUACUACCCCUCCAAUCCACCUCCUUCAGCACCACCACCAUAUCCAAAAUGUCCUACCCAGACCAACGCACCACCGACGAAUGGCGCGCCAUCCUAAGUCCAGAACAAUUCCGCAUCCUCCGCGAGAAAGGCACUGAACGCCCCGGAACUGGCGAAUACGACUCCCACUACCCAUCCCAAGGCAUCUAUAGCUGCGCAGGCUGCAACGCUCCGCUCUACAAGGCCUCCCACAAGUUCAAGUCCGGGUGCGGCUGGCCCGCGUAUUUUGAUUCGAUCCCGGGUGCGGUGACGAGGCAUACGGAUCGGAGCUUGGGGAUGGAGAGGACGGAGAUUGUCUGUAGUAAAUGUGGGGGGCAUUUGGGGCAUGUUUUUAAGGGGGAGGGGUAUGCGACACCGACGGAUGAGAGGCAUUGUGUUAAUAGUGUUAGUUUGAGGUUUAAGGAGGGGGAGGACGGGGAGGGGGCUAAGGCGAAGGCGUGAGUGAGUGUUGGGUUCUGGGGUUAAGGUUGGAUAUUUGUUGGUAAGAUGCUGGUGUUCUGUGUUCAUGGGACUUAGGGCGUAGGAGUGUGUUGCUGUUGACAGGGCAUAUUCUUAGUGGGUUGGGUUGUCUUUUGGUGAGAUGGGGUAGUGUAGAUGUUAAGUUCGAGGUGAUUGUCCCUUUGCGAGGAGGGGAUGGAUGCCUUCUCUGUAAGUUGGGUGUAUAUUAUGAUCCUGGGUGAUGGGUGGUUAGAUACUGCCAGAUAUUCUACAAAUACAUGAAAAAGCUUGGACAAC
Molecule: messenger RNA, 911 nt
Organism: Aspergillus alliaceus
Lineage: Eukaryota; Fungi; Ascomycota; Eurotiomycetes; Eurotiales; Aspergillaceae
Product: peptide-methionine (R)-S-oxide reductase
Exons: 2
Coding region: 42-617 (191 amino acids)
Biological process (GO): protein repair; response to oxidative stress
Molecular function (GO): peptide-methionine (R)-S-oxide reductase activity
Source: RefSeq, a predicted model, not a curated record